CGCCGCCCCCGCCGCGGCGAGGUACGUCGCGGUGCCGCCGUCCGACAUGGGCCGGGACCUCGGGCGCCUCCUCUCGAGCGGGGAGGGGGCGGACGUGUCGUUAGAGGUGGGCGGCGAGACCGUCGCGGCGCACCGGAGCAUCCUCGCCGCCCGAUCGCCGGCCCUCCGGGCUGAGCUCUUCGCCCCGGCCCCGGCGGGGCCGAGCGCCGCGGUCUGCGUGUGGAUCGAAGGCGUCGACGCUGAGGUGUUCCGGGCCCUGCUCCACUUCGUGUACACCGACUCCCUCCCGGAGCUGGAGGAUGACGUCCACGAGGCGACGGCCAUGGCGCGGCGCCUGCUCGCCCCGGCGGACAGGUACGGCCUGGAGAGGCUGAAGCUGAUCUGCGAGGACAAGCUCUGCGACGACAUCGACGCGAGCACCGUCGGGACGGCGCUGGCGCUGGCCGAGCGGCAUGGCUGCCAGGGGCUCAAGAGGGCGUGCCUGGAUUUCCUCAUGGCCGGCAGCAACCUGAAGGCGGCCAUCGCGACCAGGGGCUUUGAGCACCUGAGCAACAGCUGCCCGUCCGUUCUCAAGGAGCUACUUGACAAGGUCGUCGCUCUGUGACAUCUUCGUGAAUCUUGAAGGCCGCCGCAA
Messenger RNA from Panicum hallii, 634 nucleotides. Its product is annotated as BTB/POZ and MATH domain-containing protein 2-like. The record is from RefSeq and is a predicted model, not a curated record. The coding region runs from base 47 to 604 and encodes 185 amino acids. Lineage: Eukaryota; Viridiplantae; Streptophyta; Magnoliopsida; Poales; Poaceae. Gene Ontology annotation, biological process: protein ubiquitination. The transcript has a single exon. Gene Ontology annotation, molecular function: protein binding.